Molecule: messenger RNA, 2078 nt
Organism: Hyaloscypha bicolor E
Lineage: Eukaryota; Fungi; Ascomycota; Leotiomycetes; Helotiales; Hyaloscyphaceae
Product: sugar transporter
Exons: 2
Coding region: 212-1777 (521 amino acids)
Biological process (GO): transmembrane transport; carbohydrate transport
Cellular component (GO): membrane
Molecular function (GO): carbohydrate:proton symporter activity
Source: RefSeq, a predicted model, not a curated record
GCUCUCCGCAUUGUGCAAAGUAGGAUUGUUCCCCGGAAUCAACUCCUGACAUCUUAUGGAGCUGGAACUGUUUUCUACAUAAGAAUACCAAUGCAUCCAACUCCCAGCUGUGUUCGAACAAGUCAUCUAUCCUCACCUCUGUUGUCCCUUCCCACAACAUCUACAUCUACCCGACCGACAGGAUUGCCAACACGCCCACAAUUUCUUCACCAUGGGUGCAACCCGAGGAGCUACACACGCUGUCGGAGCUGACUUAGCUGCCGUGCUCCCUCCAAAUGCCAAGCCUUGGUACAAAACUCCUUACCUACUGAAACUUAACAUCCUCUUGUUCAUGUGCAUGUUGUCCUCCAGUACCAUUGGUUACGACAACUCUAUGAUGAACGGGUUGCAAGCGCUGGCUCCCUGGCAGACAUUUAUGCGGCAUCCCAAAGGCGCAUAUCUCGGUCUGAUAAACGCCACUCAAGCCAUUGGAGGUUUUGCGGCCUUCCCUCUCAUGUCCGUUGUUGCUCAGAAGUAUGGCCGCAAAAAAUGUCUCUAUCUUGGCUUCCUUCUCAUUACAAUCGGAACAGCACUUCAGACCGGCGCCACCAAUCGCGAGAUGUUCAUCGUCUCCCGCGUUUUCGUAGGUCUAAGUUCCGCUUUCUUCGGUGCGGUACCUAUGCUUGUGGGUGAGGUAGCCUAUCCCACCCAUCGGGGAAUCAUCACUGCCAUGUUCUUUCCACUUUACUAUGUGGGCUCUCUCCUGUCCGCAUGGGCAACUUUCGGGACGCGAAACAUGAAGAGCGACUGGUCCUGGCGAAUCCCAUCUAUCCUUCAAGUCGGCAUACCGGUGGUGAUCGUUGCCUUCGUCAUCCUUGCACCAGAAUCCCCACGCUGGCUCGUUGCAGCAGGCUGCAACGAAGAAGCUCGUGCUUUGUUAACCACGUACCACGCUGGAGGUGACGAGUCAUCCCCGCUGGUAGCAUUCGAGAUGGCGGAGAUUGAAGAAACCCUGCGGCUCGAAAAACAAUUCAAGAAGGAAGCUAGCUACCUAGACAUGUUCCGAACAAAAGGCAAUCGGCAUCGUCUCUUCAUCUCGGUGACUCUCGGGGUGUUCGCACAAUGGAGCGGAGUCGGCAUUAUCUCAUAUUACCUGGUCUCAGUGCUGAAGACCGUCGGAAUCGCAUCACCUACCCAACAAACCCUGAUCAACGGGUUUCUACAGCUAUGGAAUCUCAUUGCCGCAGUCACUGCCGCAGGGCUCGUCGACAAACUUGGUCGACGAUUCCUAUUUAUCACUUCGUCGGUUGGGAUGCUCGUUUGUUACAUCAUUAUGACUGGCCUUGCUGGCCGCUACGCACAAACGCAUCACGCUAGCGUCGGUAUUGCAGUUGUUCCCAUGCUCUUUCUAUACUAUGGCUUUUACGACAUUGCCUUCACGCCGCUUGUCGCUGCUUACCCUGUCGAGAUAUGGCCAUAUGAGCUUCGCUCGCGCGGUGUGGUUGUUACACAUGCAUUAACCUAUGCUGCAUUGUUCUUCAAUCUCUUCAUUAACCCAAUUGCCUUGGCCGCUAUUGCAUGGAAAUACUACAUUGUUUAUGUCGUUAUCUUGAUCAUUAUCUGUUUGACUGUCUUUUUUUCGUACCCAGAGACGAGAGGUCAUACUCUGGAGGAGAUUGCUGUAGUAUUUGAUGGGCCUAGUGCACACGUGGCAAUGCCAGAGAAGGUUCUGGAGGCUGUCGAGCACCAGGUAAUGGAAAAGAAGACGGAAACCCAGAUUGAACAUGUGCGUGAGUAGUGGACACGUCAGCGAUCGAUAUGUAGAAAGAUGAGAGGGUUGAGUUCCAGCUAUUUCUAUACAGAGAAGUAGUCCAAAGAAACCCACCCUUCAAACAGAAAUGCCCGAGGAAAAAUUGUUUCCUUCUCCGCAAAUCCGCUUCAAAUACGCACCCUAGUGCAUAUGGUUCCAGAAUUUUCAUAAAAGCCGAGCCUUUUCUCGAUUCCACGGUUGAAGUUCGCUGAGUCCUUGUGUCGAGGUGGUUUUUUAAACAAUACCACAAUCAAUUCUGAAUUUCUUCACUCAAAAGUAUGGAACCAAG